Pistacia vera is the source of this 1361-nucleotide messenger RNA. RefSeq names its product probable carbohydrate esterase At4g34215. The record is from RefSeq and is a predicted model, not a curated record. NCBI's taxonomy places the organism in Eukaryota, Viridiplantae, Streptophyta, Magnoliopsida, Sapindales, Anacardiaceae. Bases 109 to 1065 code for a protein of 318 amino acids. The transcript is spliced from 3 exons.
CUUUUCCCUUGUCGAUUCGCACUCCCAAUCCCAAUCGCAGUCCUUUCCAUACUAUUUCACAAACCAAACAAACCCUAACUUCAAUUUGGACUUUAAUGGCCUUUAGAGAUGGGCCCAAAUUCAGUAAAUGUAAUUAGUUUUGUAUACAGUACCAAUCCAUGGACUCUACCUUCAGUCAACCACUGCUCCCAUCUUCACCAUCAUUUCCUUGUUCUGCAAUUGGAAUUCGAUUCGCCAUUAAAGAAAUUCGUUAAACCUCGUCAAGGUCAACCAUCUCUUCACUUCACAACAAUGGACUCUACCAUUCCGGACCAGAUUGCUGACAUUCCAAACCCAACUCAGAUCUUCAUCCUGUCCGGGCAGAGUAACAUGGCAGGCCGAGGUGGUGUGUCCAAACACCAACACUGGGAUGGAGUGGUCCCAUCCGACUGCCAAUCUCACCCCUCCAUCCUCCGUCUCAGCGCCAAGCUCCAUUGGGAGCUGGCGCGCGAGCCACUCCACGCCGACAUCGACACUAAGAAAGUGUGUGGGGUUGGACCGGGGAUGUCUUUCGCCAAUGUGGUGAGAGAGCGCGUGGGCGGAGAGAACGUGGUGGGGUUGGUGCCGUGUGCGGUGGGGGGAACCGCAAUCAGAGAGUGGGCGCGUGGGGAGAAAUUGUACGAGAACAUGGUGACUAGGAGUAAAGAGAGUCUAAAGAGCGGUGGAGAAAUCAAGUGUUUGUUGUGGUACCAAGGAGAAAGUGACACGUCAACUCAGCAUGAUGCUGAUGCGUACCAGAGGAACAUGGAGACGUUGAUUCAUAAUGUGAGGGAAGAUCUGGGUUUGCCUUCACUUCCAAUAAUUCAGGUGGCAAUAGCAUCAGGGGAUAAAAGGUACAUGAAGAAAAUUAGGGAAGCACAAAUGGGGAUAAAUCUUCCAAAUGUUGUGUGUGUUGAUGCCAGGGGAUUGGAGCUCAAAGAAGAUCACCUUCACCUGACUACAGGAGCACAGGUGAAGUUGGGUCACAUUCUUGGUGAGGCAUACUUCAAGCAUUUUGCAGGCUCGGCUCAAUCUUCGAAAUGUUGAACAGAGUCUGCAUGGAAAGAAGAAGCUAAGCUUUACUUAUCAAAUAAGAGCUCAACAUGAGUGUGGCCAUUCAAACUUGAGAAGUGAACAAGAAGCCUUCUUUCUGCUAUUGUUUUGAUUUUAUGCAGAAACAAAGUACUGUUUUUAAAUGAAAAUAUUCAAGAAUAUUUAGGUAUCAAUAAUGCUCUAGUUAGGAGUAAGGACCUCCUUACUAGAGAAUUAUUUUUUAGGUAUAUUUGUUGUACCUAUUGUAGGAUUUAAGUUAGUGGAUAUGAAUAAAUAACACUUCCUGAAUA